Messenger RNA from Oryza sativa Japonica Group (Japanese rice), 3806 nucleotides. RefSeq lists its product as uncharacterized. Lineage: Eukaryota; Viridiplantae; Streptophyta; Magnoliopsida; Poales; Poaceae. The record is from RefSeq and is a predicted model, not a curated record.
CUUCUCUCUCUCUCUCUUCUCGCUUGGUUAUAUCGGGCAUCAUAUCCCACUAGAGAUAGCCGCUACAUAUUACAGCUACCUAUUCGAUUGCAGGAGAAGAUAUAUAUAGAAGCAAUUAGCAGGGGGAAGAUCGAUCAAAUGAGAGAGAGCAACAACAACAACAACAGUGUCAUACAAGGGCAGCAUGAGGGAGGAUCAUCGGCGGCGGCGCUGCAGGCAGGGAGGCCGGAGCCGGACGCCCUCAUCAACAGCAUCGCGAUAAUCCGGGCGUUCACGGCGAAGGUCGUCGCCGGCGUGGGCUUCCUGGCGCUGACGUGGUCGACGGUCGUCCUCCUCGGCGGCUUCGUCUCCGCGCUGCCCAUCAAGGAGUUUUGGUUUCUCACGUUUAUCAGCAUGAUUCUUGCCUCCACGGUCUUGAGCGUCUACGAUUACGUUAACGAGACUUACGCGGCACGAGUGAAUCCUACGUUUGGUAUGAUAACCGGGGGAUACUUCACGUUCCUCUCGAAGUUCGAAGCCAACCUCUCCGCUGGCUGCGCCGUGCGCUGCUGGAGGCUGUGUGUCAUGCUCUUGGUCCUGCUCAUCGCGAUGGCACUGCUUAUAGGACUGCUUCUGAUCGACGCCGUGUUCAUCGUAAGCUUGGUUGGGCCGAUGGCAACAAUGGCGAUCUCGCUGACGCGCCUGAUACAGCACGACUACGAUGGCUCAGACGCGUCGAGCAAAGGAAAGCUCAGGGCAGCCCUGUUCAUCUUCUACUCUCUGGCUCUGCUCCAUAGCCUGUGCUUCUACUUCUGGCUCCUGCUGCAUUUGUCCCUCGAAAUGUUGCCGAUUCCGGCGAGCAUAGAGGAGUAUGGGCACGGCGACGGCGGCUACUACCAGAUGCUGCUUCGUCAGUACCUCCAGGAAACCAAAACCAAGUGUGCGAAUGAUCCCAAGCUGCCAGGUGACUGGAACCUGGUGACAUACGCCGUUGGGUUGCUGGAUUCUGCAUCCCCGGAUGAUCAUCUGGAUGGGCUAAGGAUGCUCGACGUCUUGGCCAUCAACAAGCAGCGCUCUGUACGGCUUGAGCUGCUGUCCUCGAGACACUCUGUCCAGAAUCUCAUCGAGAUGCUUGAGUGGGAUGGUCCGGACCAGGAGAUGAGAGAGCGUGCCGCGAGGAUUGUCGCCGAUGUCGCUGCUGCGCUGCGCGUAGCCCAGAUGCCAGCGGGAGCUCUGCACUGCAUAUCUUCUCUGCUAGAAGCCUCACCAAGAUCUGACACCUUGAAGAAGCCGAAAGGCGGUAAGGAGUUGAUUCAUCGGGGCCUGCAGAUUCUUGAGAGGCUCGCACGCGACGAGCACAACUGCAGGGAGAUGUGCAAAACCAAUGGCUGCUCCCCAAGAUCACAGCACCAAUCACUUCUCCCGCGUUCCUCGAGACAGAAUAUGACAGUGAAUGGGUUGAUAUCCUAAGCAUUUUGUUGAGGCUGGUGAUGCGGCUUAUCAGUGCUCCUGGAGAAGCCGGCACAGUGCUGUGCCAUGAAAUCUCAGCUAGCAAUGAUGCAGUCCACAACUUGCUGGGGAUCCUUGACGGCCAAAUCAAGUUUUCCUUGCAACUUCAGGAAAACGCCAUGGAUGUUCUUUCAGAAAUAUCAAUAGGUUUAUCUGCAGCCAUGACCGAGAAUUUAGUUAAGAAGUUGUACCACAUCUUCCUUGCCAACAGUGGUAUGAGAUGAUUGAGGCCAAAAGCAGGGGAAGCGCUCGUGAAAUUGAUUUCUACUCAAGGUGCAAGUGGACAGGUACCUGUUAUGGAGAUAUUCUGCAAAAGCAUGUCCAUGGAGCAAAUCUGUGAAAGCGAGUCCACAGAUGCACUGGAUGUGAAGAGAUAUGGAACAGUUGUUGAUCAACUCACUGAUAUACUUGUUAAAGACAAGGAAUGCCAGAUAAGUGCAGCAGCAAUAUUACAGCACUUAUGUUCUCGUUUUACAAGGAGCUACGAACUAUUAGAGCAAGAUGUGGUUAAGCUGCUGAUGUCGGUAAACCUCAAUUGCUUUCUCUUUCUAACAUCAUUAGCAUGAAUCAACCAUAUGCAGUUAUCUGAAUAAUUCAGUUAAUGUGAUGCCCGAUCAAACAAUAUUAACCCUAAAUUAGUAGUUCGCUCUAGAUUGUUUGUUUUUAGAAAUUUGAAUAGUGGGAGGUUAUCUAUAUCAGAUUUGCUAUUUAUCAAUCAUCUAGCAUUCCCCUAAACUUGCAUAAUGCAUAGGCUAAACUUAUAUACUUUAGAAAAGUACAACUUUAGUCUAGAUGCAUAUUUAUGCUUACAUAGACCAUAAACGUUUUCUCCAUUUCAGUGGGGGAUAAACAGCAAAUUACUUUUUUUUCAAUGUUUAGGUUAGAAUAUUCUUUGUUUGACAGAAUAAAGGAAAAAUAUGAGUUAUUGGACAUUGACCUAGUGUUGGAAAAAAAGUGAUUGAUAGCGAUAUAGAUACACUCACAUGGUUAUAACUUAUACUAAGUACAUUGCUAAUAUUUAGUUCCUUCGAUAUAAAUUUUAUUAUUUACAAUACAUGGUUAUAACUUAUACUAAAUAUAUUUGCUAGAAGUCAGUUCCUGUGAGAUGAAUUAUAUUAUUGUAACUGUUGCGGAUUCUUGAUCUUAUCCUAUACGGUAAAACGGAAGGAGAUGAGGAAACUGUAUCAGAGGCAAGGGAAAGCAAUAAUUCUGAAAUGCAUAAUGAUGAAGAAAGCAAACCUCCAAAACCAGCUGGUCUGAAGAAGUCCUUGGUGGAGAAAAAUGAUGAGCUAUCUGAAGAGAGGAAACAUCUAGCAGCUCUGCUAUCCCUUCUUGUGGUGAUAUGCGACAAUUUGGUUGAUGCAGAUCUUUUUUCUAAUGUCACAUCUGUGAAUGAUGAACUGGCGAAGAAGCUCAAGAAGAUAAUAGAAGCAAAUAAUGAAAACACAGCUGACUGUCUGAGAAUAGUGAAACUUACCUGUCAGGUGGUUAUAGCGAUAAUUCAUCUCAAACCUAGCUCCCUCAAAGACUUCAAUGAAAGUAAUUUCAAUGAUGUAGUGUCCACGGCUUUCAAGAACAUGUCAGAUAUCGAAAACUGCAUGCUCUUUGCAGUCAAAGAUCGUCAGAUAACAAAGCCUGCCAAAACUCUCUCUUCUCUUGUAAAAGAAACCCAGGGACUCCUCCACAAUGCACAAGAAACAGGUAACAAUUCUAUCUGACUAAAAUCAUGUACUGUAUCUCCAAGAGUAACAUUGUACUUCUUGUCAUCUGAAAAUAUUUUCUGAAAUACGCGUGCAAAUGGAUUGUGCAGUCAUGUCUAUUUUAUGUACUAAGUGUGCGAAUGGAGUGCGCCUUCUAUGUUCUGUACUAUGUGUGCCGAUUGUCGAACAUUGUAUGAAUACUUUAAAAGUAUAGUAUCUCUGAAACAUUUAUUGGCACAAGUACUGUUAUAUGUUAGGAAUGGCAAUGUUAAUAUGUUAUUAUUGAUUACUUCAAAACUAUGGUUUGAAGUUCAUGUUGAGCUCAAAUCUAAUUUGGUGGAUACAGCCCAUAAUUGUAAGUAUGUCAUAGUGAGUGAGUCGAUAUGCAUUCUGUAAGAUAUAACAGAAAAUCUUAAAGAUAGAGCGGUAGAUCAUUACAUAUAUUCAACACAUGUAUUCUCUCUUAACGGAAAUUCUUACAGUUAGAGCACUAGAUCCCACAAUUUUUGAUAAUUUGACCCUUUGCAAAAACUAAUUUUACAAAUGAACCGCCGCCAAAACUUUUUUAAAAAAUGACCCUUUUGUUCAGUGCCAAAUCGUGUGGCGCUGAACUUAGAC